UUCCCAUUCUUCACUUUCCCCUUUUUUGUCAAACUCUGUAAGACUCCAAAACUCUCCCAAUUCCCCUUUCACCACCACCACCACCAUCGCCGCCGCCGCCCCUCUCACCACAAAAAAUGGGGAAAGGUGCCGCCUUGUCAAACGGAGUAGUGAAGAAGAUCAUUCUUUCUUAUACUUAUGUAGCAAUCUGGAUCUUCCUCUCUUUCACUGUCAUUGUUUACAACAAAUACAUUCUUGACCGCAAGCUCUAUGGAUGGCCUUUUCCCAUCUCUCUAACAAUGAUUCACAUGACCUUUUGUUCAUCUUUAGCUUUCCUUCUUGUUCGUGUUUUCAAAGUUGUUGAGCCUGUUUCCUUAUCUCGGAAUGUUUAUCUUACUUGCAUACUUCCCAUUGGUGCUCUUUACUCUGUUUCUCUUUGGCUUUCAAAUUCUGCUUACAUUUAUCUUUCUGUUUCCUUUAUACAAAUGCUCAAAGCCCUUAUGCCUGUUGCUGUUUAUACCAUCGGGAUCUUGUUUAAAAAGGACACUUUUAACAACUCUACCAUGGGUAAUAUGAUGGCAAUUUCAGUGGGUGUUGCUAUUGCUGCUUAUGGUGAAGCAAAGUAUGAUUCUUGGGGUGUUUUUCUUCAGUUGCUUGCUGUUUUGUUUGAGGCUACUAGACUUGUUAUGAUCCAGAUCUUGUUGACUUCAAAGGGUAUUAGUUUAAAUCCAAUUACUUCUCUCUACUAUGUUGCUCCUAGCUGCUUGGUUUUCUUGUCAAUUCCUUGGAUUUUUGUGGAGCUUCCAAUUUUGAGACAGAGCUCGAGUUUUCAAUUUGAUUUUGCUAUUUUCGGGACUAAUUCAUUGUGUGCCUUCGCUUUGAACUUGGCUGUGUUCUUGCUGGUGGGAAAGACUUCAGCUUUGACUAUGAAUGUUGCUGGGGUUGUUAAAGAUUGGCUUCUUAUUGCAUUUUCUUGGUCAGUGAUUAAGGAUACUGUGACUCCAGUGAAUCUGAUUGGGUAUGGAUUAGCGUUCUUGGGAGUUGCAUACUAUAAUCAUAAGAAGUUACAGGCAUUGAAGGCAAAGGAAGCACAGAAGAAAUCUCAGCAAGCUGAUGAGGAAGCAGGGAGAUUGUUGACUGAGAGGGACUCUAAUGGAUCAUCUGAUGGAAAGAAGGGUGAUACACAAGCCUAGUCGAAUCUGUGUGACAAAAAAGGGGUAUCAAAAAUAAAUCUUAUGAACAAAAAGGGUUGUUGACAAAUGGAUCUUGGUAUGAUCUGUUACUUCCAUUUCAUACCUAAGGUUAUUUAGGAUAUCCACAUUGCUUUGUUUACACUGCAGAUUCAAUUUAUGUAUCUUAUUACUAGUAGAUUUAAGAUCUGAGAUACCCUUCCUUAUAGCUGUUUGUAGUUUCUGCUACUUGUUGAAUCCUUUACUAUAAUUUAUUUACAAUUUUCCCUUUUAAUCA
Molecule: messenger RNA, 1446 nt
Organism: Solanum pennellii
Lineage: Eukaryota; Viridiplantae; Streptophyta; Magnoliopsida; Solanales; Solanaceae
Product: probable sugar phosphate/phosphate translocator At2g25520
Exons: 1
Coding region: 117-1172 (351 amino acids)
Cellular component (GO): endosome; trans-Golgi network; Golgi apparatus
Molecular function (GO): antiporter activity
Source: RefSeq, a predicted model, not a curated record